This is a messenger RNA of Diorhabda carinulata, 4013 nucleotides long. RefSeq lists its product as uncharacterized. The record is from RefSeq and is a predicted model, not a curated record. Bases 310 to 2586 code for a protein of 758 amino acids. Lineage: Eukaryota; Metazoa; Arthropoda; Insecta; Coleoptera; Chrysomelidae. The transcript is spliced from 4 exons.
AUAUAUCACGCCCUAAUCUCGUGGAUUUAGGUGCUAUUCGAAAUCUAGAAAGAUUUAAUACUUAAAGAUUAAUCACAUCCUAUCAAAACAGUGAUUCCAGUAAUCUUCAAAUUGUGGUUCUUAUAGCUACUACUAUUCAAUUUAUACAUACGUGUAGAAAAUCUAAUAAAUUGUACUUGAAAUUUUGAAUUGAUGUCGAAGUAGAUAAACGAUAUCUGAAACAGUAUCAUACUGAUUGCAGUAGUAUCUGAUGAUAAAAAAUUCAACCGCAGUCUUAGCGAGAACUAGAAACAAUGCAGUUUGUUUAAAAUGGGGGGUAAGCAAUCGAAAAAAACGAGCGAACAAUCUACGCUAGAUCUUCUUAAAAUAGUUGGUGACAGUGUACAAAAUGUAAAUAGUAAUGUAUAUAGUAUCGGAAAUUUAAAUGAUAGUGGUAAAAAUGGUACCGUGAAUUUAAAUAAGUUAGAUAGACAACAUAUCGAAUACAUUAAACAAGAUUUACGUGAUACACCUGAACUAUUUGUAUUAAAUAACAUGAUUAUGGCUGUGAUGUUUUUUGAGGAUUAUAACAAAUGUAAAGACAACUUGUUACAAAAUAAAUUGAGAAAUCCAGAAGAUUUCAUAACGCCUGAUGAUAUGUUUGAAAUUGUCAACGAGAAUACGAUAUUUCGUCCUCACCAUGGUCCAAAAAAAUUUGAAUCUGAGCCUUUGAUUCCCAAAAGAAUAUUUAUGCCCAACAAUACAGUAAGGGUAUUAGGAUCAACAGAAGAUGCAGUAGAAGAAAAUAAUGAUGAAGCCGUCGUUAGAAUAGAAGAAUCUCAAAGAAAAGGUUACAUCAAAUUAAGGGAACUGAAAAAAACAAACAUUAGAGAUAGUGGUUCUCCUAUACUUCCUUUAGAUUCAAUAGAAAGCAAUUCUAGGAGUUCCUCCGCUUCUUCAGAAACGGCAUACACGACUAUUUCGAAUCUUAAAACUCCCAAACCCAUGGAUAUAAAUGCAGCUCUAGAAAAACAAGCUUCACAAUCGACUGCUUUUCCUAGAUCCUGUUUUUCUUACCGAAAAAUUAAGAAGAUUUCUUGGGAUCCCGAUGAACUUAAAGGUGAAAAUAUAUCUGAAGAUGACUUAUUUGAAAUAGUGUCAUACAUAAAUUCGAAAAACUUUAUGACGCAUAUUCAGAAUGAACCAAUUUUAAACGAAGUCGCCUCAAAAUUAGGUGUCGAUUUAGAAGACAUAUGCGAAGCAAAAGUGAUUCAAGAAAAAAUUUAUUGUAACGUUAGUAUAGAAGAAAAAUACAUCCCGUGCGAAAUAAUGCCUUGUAUUAAAGCAAAAUGGCCUUUGGAGCAAACCUUAACUUUUCUCAGUAAAGGAGAACGCGAUGCCGAACCGAGGCAAAGAUUUGUUUUCCCAACAUCGUAUAUGAUUGAAGAAAUUAAAACUUUAGAUUGUGUCUUAUUACCUAAAGGAUACAUAGAAACAAAAGGGAAACGCAACGACGUGGAUAUAUCAUGGGAAUUAUGCUUUCCACAAGCACAAAAAUAUUUAGAAACGUGCAUGUCACAUUCGCAAAUCAAAAGUUUGUUACUUCUCAUAACUCUUCACAAGACUUUUAUCGAACCUAAAACUAAACAUUUAGGGUUGACGGUGGAUCAUAUUCGAAAUUUUCUACUUUUAGAAUGCGAAUCAAAUUGUAGUGAUUGGCCUGAACAUAGAUUGGGUAGUAAACUAAUUAAAGUUAUUAAAAGACUGAAUAGUCACCUCUCCAAAGCUCAUCCACACAUUCCCGACUUCUUCGUUUCCGGUAAAAAUAUACUCAACGACGUAGCAAAUAGAGAAAUUAGAAAAUCUCAUAAGGUUUUAGAUGAAAUUCUACAAGCACCUGUUAUGCACUUUAUGAUUGCCCUGAGAAAUAUUCGAUACACCAACGGCAAAACCUUUUAUCCUCCUCUAAAUUUUAAAAAUCUCUACGAUAUUUUAGUAAAAACUGGCAUAGAACACUCCAAUCCACAACUCGUUGCUAAAACCAUCAAAAAACCAAAAUAUUCCGAUCCCGAAAUGACAUUUUUAAUGUUCAAAGACGCUAAAAAGAGGAGAACAAUUUUAAAACAAAGGAUUGAGCAAGAGGAAAUGGAAGAGAGGAGGAAAAAAGAAGCGGAGGAUAAGCGAAGGGGAUCUAUUGACUCGAUAAACGUCGAAUGGACAUGUGAAAAAGAUUUUGACAUACACAAGAAAAGAGCCUUGAUACUAUUUUUCAUAAACACCUUCCUGGGCAUAGCAAAAAAAGGUUUGAAGUUGUCGAAGAUGAGGGCGAAAUUUUAUCUUAAACAAGCGUAUUAUUUAGCGAAAAUUUUAGAAGAACAGUGUCCAGCGUUCACCGACGACGUGAAAGAUCAUUUGAAAACCAUAAAUGAACUGGAAAAACAAUGUGUUAGUAAUUACGGACAUAAGGAAGACUUAAAUAGUAUAAGACCAUUUAACAAAAAAGUACCAAUAACAAAUAUCACGAAUACUAAAAAGAUUACUGCUAUUAAUGAGGGUAAGACAAGGAAAAGUGUAACAUUUAUAGAAAAUCACAAAAAAUCAACGUGACUAACCUCAACUUUAAAAUUCAUUGAAUACAAACUUUUGAAAAGUAGCACUGUUCACAAGUAUACCGAGUUGUAGUCAAAACCGACUAGUCGUAACCAAAUCAUACGAACCAAUUCAAAAUUUUAUUUUACCGAGAACAAUCUUAGUUUACCCAGUUGCGUCGUGGAUUUCUCUCCUUUCAAUCAAGAUAGUUUUGGCAUGACUAGCUUGGCCAAGAGAUCAGAUUCAUUCACCAGCUGGGUGCAACUCAAAUCAUUCAUUCUCCAACUAUUUUCCAUUGUUGGCGACGAGAUUAGGAUGCUUUUCUAUCCAACAACUCUUGUAUCCAUCAAGCUCUCUAAGUGUAAAAGAGUCCAGACAAUAAUUCAUCUGGGAAUUCAAGACGUUCAUUCGGCUCUAUUACUGAAAAAUUUGGAUAGCUAAUGAUGUGGCACACCAACCGCUUGGAACCGAAGAAAUUUUUGACGUGAAUGUGAUGUUAUUCUACUAAGUAAGAAAGCACGUAUACCAUCAAGCGCUAGUUUUUAAGUAUUCGUUUCCCCAAUAGCUACCACAAGGUUUGCGACGUGAUUGGGAUGUUGUUCUACCCAAUAGCUAAGCACGUCGUUCACGUGUUUGUUUCCCCAAAGAGAAAAAGAGAACCCAGACAAGAACUCAUCUGGGAAUCGGAAACUUUUGGUAAUUCUGCGCUAUAAGAAAAUUUUAGUAAUUCAACUCUAUGGUUGAGAUAGAUUCAGGUAGCAAUUUGAAGCGCCACAACAAUUGGUUGAUUAGCCAAGAAACAUGCCACAGAAAAUGUCCUGUGGUAUUUCGCUGAAUGCUGAUGACCGUUUCAUGGUCCUCCCCGAUAUCAGAAGAUGGUGCGCCGGUUGGCAACGUCAUCAAGCUUACACCCCCUGAUAUUUAAGAUAUUUUGUUGGCCAUAUCUACCGGGUGGAAGACUAUUAUAAAUAACAGUUCCAGUGAAUGAAGUUAUGUCCAAUUGUAGAUGUUUAGCAUUAGUCAGUGAUGCGCGAUAGUAGGUUUUGAGUAAAAUACAAAAAUAAAUUGUGUAUACGUGUGUGCAGAUCACGUGUUCUCAUACAAUCCACCCGUAAGGUCACAAUUUCACUAUUGCUUUUUGUCAUUUAUGUCACACUAUUUUGUAAUAAUGAAAAAACAAGAACUAUUAGGUAGAUAAGGCGUUGACUCAGGAACACGGAACUAAAAAUGACGUUUCGAAUGAAUCCAGAAUAACCAUUUUGAAAGUGUGUAUGAACUAUCUCGGAAUCAAAAUCAUGAACGAAACUAAUUUUUUGAAAUAUUUCACAUCUUACAAGUUGUAAAAUUGGUCAUUUUUUUAGUUUUUUUUUAACAAUAAUAAUUCGAUCAUUUUCAUUUUGUUGUAAAUAUGUUAUCAUUUUCAUUAAUAUAAUCUUUUUCUACGA